Molecule: messenger RNA, 2336 nt
Organism: Symphalangus syndactylus (siamang)
Lineage: Eukaryota; Metazoa; Chordata; Mammalia; Primates; Hylobatidae
Gene: ZNF70
Product: zinc finger protein 70
Biological process (GO): regulation of transcription by RNA polymerase II
Cellular component (GO): nucleus
Molecular function (GO): DNA-binding transcription factor activity, RNA polymerase II-specific
Source: RefSeq, a predicted model, not a curated record
GGGUGCUCGGGCGGCAGCGGGCUCCGCGUCAGCAGCUGCUGCGGUGCGAGGCAGCGUCGGCUGCGUCGGCCGCGGGUUGGAGCAGCUCAGGUGCGGCCCCGCCCCGCCCGCCUGCGGCCCCGCCCCGGCCCAGGUGAGCUGCCCCGCCCCGGCCCAGGUGAGUGGCCCCGCGUCCGCCGGUGUGACCCGAGUCCGCCUGACCACCUGUCCCUCCGGUGGCCCUGGGUGUGCGUGUCCCCAAUCGCGGCGAAGCCUGUAGGGGCGCCACGUCGCCGCCUGGGCAGCGUGUGCGGGUCCGCGGCCACUCUUGGGCCCCCAGCCAGGAAACCUUGACUGCACUAAGGGUUUGCAGGGUGCCCAGGCCCUAGGGACUCUCUGGACGAUGGGAUGACAGAUGCAGGAGGACCCGGAGAAGGCCCCGACGGAGAUUGUGAGAACAGUAAGUGUGGCCCAAAGAAGAACAUUUUUAAAGAAAUAUAACCAUUGGGGAUGAUAGCAGAUUCACAAUGGAGGUUCCCCCAGCAACCAAGUUUGAUGAGACCUUUGCAUUUGAGAACAGGUUAGAGUCACAACAAGGACUUUUCCCAGGGGAGGAUCUGGGGGACCCUUUUCUUCAGGAAAGAGGUUUGGAGCAAAUGGCUGUGAUCUACAAGGAGAUCCCUCUUGGUGAGCAGGACGAAGAACAUGAUGAUUACGAGGGGAAUUUCAGUUUGUGCUCAAGCCCUGUUCAGCAUCAAAGUAUCCCCCCAGGAACCAGACCCCAGGAUGAUGAGCUCUUCGGACAAACCUUCCUCCAGAAAUCCGACCUCAGCAUGUGUCAGAUAAUCCACAGUGAAGAACCGAGUCCAUGCAAUUGUGCAGAAACAGACGGAGGGGACUCAGGACCUAACGCACCUCACAGAACCCCACAACCAGCCAAGCCCUACGCGUGUCGAGAGUGUGGGAAGGCCUUCAGCCAGAGCUCACACCUGCUCCGACACCUGGUGAUCCACACUGGGGAGAAGCCCUAUGAGUGCUGUGAGUGCGGGAAGGCCUUCAGCCAGAGCUCCCACCUGCUCAGGCACCAGAUCAUCCACACCGGGGAGAAGCCCUACGAGUGCCGGGAGUGUGGGAAGGCCUUCCGCCAGAGCUCAGCCCUCACUCAACACCAAAAGAUCCACACUGGAAAGAGGCCCUACGAGUGCAGGGAAUGCGGGAAAGAUUUCAGCCGGAGCUCCAGCCUCAGAAAACACGAGAGGAUUCAUACAGGAGAGAGACCUUAUCAGUGUAAGGAAUGUGGGAAAUCCUUCAACCAGAGCUCAGGCCUGAGCCAGCAUCGGAAGAUCCAUACCCUAAAGAAACCUCACGAGUGCGAUCUCUGUGGGAAAGCCUUUUGUCACAGGUCACACCUCAUCCGACACCAGCGGAUCCACACUGGGAAGAAACCAUACAAAUGCGAUGAGUGUGGGAAGGCCUUCAGCCAGAGCUCCAACCUCAUUGAGCACCGCAAGACCCACACCGGCGAGAAGCCCUACAAAUGCCAGAAGUGCGGGAAGGCCUUCAGCCAGAGCUCCUCCCUCAUCGAGCACCAGCGCAUCCACACCGGUGAGAAGCCCUACGAGUGCUGUCAGUGUGGCAAGGCCUUUUGCCACAGCUCUGCGCUGAUCCAGCACCAGAGAAUCCACACCGGCAAGAAGCCCUACACCUGCGAGUGUGGCAAAGCCUUCCGGCACCGGUCAGCCCUCAUCGAGCACUAUAAAACCCACACCAGAGAGAAGCCCUACGUGUGCAAUCUGUGCGGCAAGUCCUUCCGGGGGAGCUCACACCUGAUUCGCCAUCAGAAGAUUCAUUCUGGGGAGAAACUAUAGAAAGAGGAGCCCACACAAAGCUUGAAAGCCUGUGCUAGAUGGAGCCCUUAUUCCACAUUGCGUGGUCUCCAAGACCCCACCUACCUCCCUGAUGCUGAAUGGAAACCUUCCCACCUAAGCGCUCUUGAACAUCCCACUAGCAGGAAGGCCCCGCGUGGCCCCCGGCCAAGCACGCCAGCUCUCAGCAGGUUUUCUGCAUGGAAGGGAAGGUGGAGUGAUAGGGAGGGCAGCCGGAAAAGACAGCUGGCCUUCAGUUUCUCCUUCUUGCAUUUGACUCCCAAGCCUACAGGAUUUCAUUUUGCCCUGUCUUCACUUUUCCCAGAAUCCAGAAGAAUAAAUGCCAAGAGGUAGAAAGUUGAAUUAAACCCAGGAAAAUAGCAGAUGAACUCUUUAAAUCAGGCUGCAGUCUGGCACUUUUAGAAGACAGAAACCACACUCACAGUCCAAAGCAGCAGGAAAAAAAUGAAUUCAAAAGUAGAUGUGUCAGCA